GUGGGCUUGCAUCUCGGAGAUUGGGGUCUGAUCUCGGAGGUCCCCAGGAUGCCAGAUCAGGCUAAGUCCCGGCAAGACUUCACGCGAUGGAAAAAGAAGAAGCAACCCGUGCGCCGCACGGUCAGCCAGAUCUGCCCGCCGCCCCGACGGCCGCUGACCGUGGCAGACAUCCGUCCGGGCAUGGAGAACGAGAGGCUGGGGGUCGUGCGUGACUCCAUGUUUCAGAACCCGCUCAUCGUCAAGGCAGAGCUUGGCAAGCCCCGGGAGAGAAGCUGCAGCUUGCCUGGUAUCAACUUCAAUUACGGACUCUACAUCCGGGGGCUAGAUGGAGGGGUCCCUGAAGCCAUCGGGCACUGGAACGUGUUUAAGCAGCAACCCACCUGCCCCCACGAGCUGACCCGGAACUAUAUUGCCAUGAACCGUGGGGCUGUCAAAGCUGGCCUGGUGACUGCCCGGGAAAACAUGCUCUAUCGGGAACUCAAUGACAUCCGUAUCAGCGACCAGGAGGAGCGGCGACAGAAGGAGCCACCCUCUGUCCCUCCCAAUGUGACCUUUGGAAUCCGUUCACGGCCAUCCACACCCUUCUUUGACCUGUUACAACAUCGGUACCAGCAGCUCUGGGUACAGGAGCAGAAGGCCACUCAGCAAGCCAUCAAACUGGAGAAGAAACAGAAGGUGUACCUGGGGAAGCUCUACGAGACACGGAGCAGUCAGUUGAGGAAGUACAAGCCGCUUGUGAAGCUGGAUGCUCUCUGGCACAUGCCUCACUUCCAGAAGGUGGGUCCCCAUCUUGCUACAUUCCCCACGGAGGCUGAUCGCCAGCGAGCUUUUAAGGCCCACCGGGAAGAAUAUGCCGUGCGCCAGGGCACCCUGCGGAUGGGCAACUAUACCCACCCCUAGCCCCCCCGACAGGGGAGCCUCCUUGAUGCAGUAGAAAAAUCCCCAAAGAACUUACUUUGUCCCCCAAAUUCCAGGAAGACACACCCAUGUUUUGACCCAGCUUUUUGUCACAGGGACCUCAAAUUCAUGUCUUAGGCUACUUAUCUUUUUUAUAAUAACCCCGAGCCCCCAACCCUUUCUGUUUUGUCUUACCCCCAAUUUCCCUCUGCCUAGGGAGCGCCAUCUUCCUCCUCACUCUCUUCCACUUCUUCCUCUCCUCUUUCCCCCUUUCUCCUCUUCCAGGAGACCCACUCUGCUUCACAAGCCUUAGUUUACAACAUAAACCAAAAUUACAAGGAAGUUUUAAAAUAAAAAUAAAUAAAUCCAGGCUAUGAAUCAGUUUCACAGCCCUGUCAAAAGGUACCAAGAAGGCCCUGUGUUUUUUCUACAGAAAGUAUACCCCCGGCAAGCUUUGAAAGCCCUCCUUUUGUAUUCCAAACAUGAGUUUUAAUUGCCCUUCUGGGGAUGUCUGGGGUCUCAACAUAGUGGGAUUCUCUCUCUGGGACCCCGGCAGCAGGAAGAGUCUGCGGUUCAUUACUCAGGGCCAGCCCCCGCCCUCAGUGCUGUGGCCCUGUCAAUCACACGACUAGCAUGGACUUCUUCCCUUGUGCAGGGCUAGGGAUGGUGGGUGUGUGUGGGGGUGACCCCAGCAAUGGAAUAUCUCUGUACCUGAAUCUCAUCUUUCCCCGGUGUCUGCCCCCACAAAUUACA
Molecule: messenger RNA, 1650 nt
Organism: Microtus ochrogaster (prairie vole)
Lineage: Eukaryota; Metazoa; Chordata; Mammalia; Rodentia; Cricetidae
Gene: Cfap77
Product: cilia and flagella associated protein 77
Source: RefSeq, a predicted model, not a curated record